Molecule: messenger RNA, 462 nt
Organism: Brugia malayi
Lineage: Eukaryota; Metazoa; Nematoda; Chromadorea; Rhabditida; Onchocercidae
Product: GRIM-19 protein
Exons: 5
Coding region: 1-462 (153 amino acids)
Source: RefSeq, a predicted model, not a curated record
AUGGCAACCAACUAUCGGCAAGAUAUGCCACCUGUAGGUGGAUAUAGCAAAUUUAAUUGGUCGCGAACCUUUCCAAAAGUUUUUUGGAGAGCUGAAAAGCUAUUGGGUGUUGUUAUUUUCUUAUUUGGAUAUGGUCUUUUCCAGGCUCGAGCUCUUAAACGUGCCAUCCUUACGGAAAGAUUUGAAGAUAAGGAUUUAUACGUUGCGAUGACGCCAUUUUUAUACGCUGAACGAGAUCGAAGAUGGCUGAAACUUCUGAAGCAAAAUCGCGAUUACGAAAUGAAAUUGGCGGAAAUUAGUGAUGAUAAAGCAUGGAGAGUUGGAACCUGGUAUGGCGAACCUGUGUAUUUCACAUUACAAGAUCGAUGGUGGGAUCCAACACCUCAUGAGGCUUAUGCCCAUUCUCCGAUGAAGAAUAUCUACGACGACUUUGAGUUUAUUCAUCGUGCAGAUCAUGUUUAA